GUCGCUGCAUGAAACAGAUCGUGUUCUACGAGGGGAAAUGUUUCACGGGGAAGAAACUGGAGAUCUUUGGGGACUGCGAUAACUUCCAGGACCGCGGCUUCAUGAACAGGGUCAACUCCAUCCGCGUGGAGAGCGGGGCCUUCGUCUGCUUUGACCACCCGGACUUCAAGGGUCAGCAGUACAUCCUGGAGCACGGCGAGUAUCCCGAGUUCCAGCGCUGGAAUGCCCACAACGACCACAUGGGCUCCUGCAGACCAAUCAGGAUGCACGGCGAGCACUACAAGAUAGAGCUGUUCGAGGGGGAGAAGUUCACCGGCGAGUGUGUGGAGCUGUGCGAGGACUGUCCGUCCCUGCAGGGGCGCGGCCUGACCAAGAACUGCGUCAACUCCAUCAAGGUCUACGGAGACGGAGCCUGGGUGCUGUAUGAAGAGCCCAACUUCCGUGGCCGCAUGUACGUGGUGGAGCGCGGAAACCACAGCAGCUUCAUGGAGUGGCAGGCGCAGACUCCGAACAUCCAGUCUGUUCGCAGGGUGGCCAACUACUUCUAGACUCCACUUCUGAA
Molecule: messenger RNA, 562 nt
Organism: Lampris incognitus (smalleye Pacific opah)
Lineage: Eukaryota; Metazoa; Chordata; Actinopteri; Lampriformes; Lampridae
Product: gamma-crystallin N-A-like
Exons: 3
Coding region: 9-548 (179 amino acids)
Biological process (GO): lens development in camera-type eye; visual perception
Molecular function (GO): structural constituent of eye lens
Source: RefSeq, a predicted model, not a curated record